AUGACAACCAUUCUCGAUGUCCCGGGCAGCAGCCCCCCGAAUCCCUUCACCACGCCCAUUCAAGCCCUUGUCACUACCAACCUUUCCUCAGCGCCAGUGCCAGCGCUGGACGAAACAGCCGCCUACCUUGUCACCUCUAUUACUACCUCUCCGGACCCCGCUCACGCGCUUUGGAUGCUCUGGGAUGCCUUUUUUACGGCCGUCGUCACCUCUUCAACUUCACACGACCCUCGCCUAGCCCUCCUCGACGCGCUCCGCGUGCAGCUACCGACGCAGCCUAACAACGUACCCUCGAGAUCCGAUGCGGAGCGACGACUCCGUAGCUACACCGGGGCCGAUGGAAAACUACAGUGGCAGACACUGCCGCGCUUCGGCGCGCAGUGGCGCGAUGUGCAUGACAUUCUUGAGGCCUGGCGCGAUUGGGAUGGUGUGCGUGAAUCGAGUGCAAAAGACAACUCCACUGCCAUUACUUUAAUCAACAGCGGUGACAAGUACUUCCUCCGCUUCUGCGGUUUCUCGGCCGCGCUGCUCAAAGCGACCAAGGGUAAAAGCGAGGGUGCAUCCUAUAUGGGUCUUGUAUGCAUGCCGCGAUGUGCUGGAGAGCCAGGGACCCCAGUCCGGCCAACCAAAAGCGCACAGGAUGACACCGGAGCAGAUGUGGGCGCUGGAUGUUCGAGUAGCAGCGAUCUGGAUACGGGAUGGGGGCCGGGCACUAUGGGAGGCGGAUCACGAGGAGCUGCGGCAUCACUGGGCAGCGGCGUUAGAUUACAAGACGGAACUAUGGCCGAGAGAUGA
Molecule: messenger RNA, 795 nt
Organism: Penicillium bovifimosum
Lineage: Eukaryota; Fungi; Ascomycota; Eurotiomycetes; Eurotiales; Aspergillaceae
Exons: 1
Coding region: 1-795 (264 amino acids)
Source: RefSeq, a predicted model, not a curated record